AGAUCUGUCAUUCGUUGAAUUGAUCAUAUACAGUAUACGUCUAUGAAUCAUGAUGCGAUAUUUUGCUUUGCUAUGAUAUUGAUACUGUUUAUUGUUACUUCUUAUUACGAUAUAUUUUCCUUCAGUGUCGAAAAUUAGGAGUAUGGUAGAGGAAAUCAUUAAUUCUAACAAUAAACCGAAAAACAAAACAGCUCGACCUCGUCCAGUGUACUUGUGGAAUGUAUUAGAUGUACAAAAGUGGUUGAGACGACAUUGCAGUGAUUAUUAUCAGCUGUACCACGAAAAGUUUCUGCAUCAUGACAUUACAGGAAGAGUAUUGUUAAGAAUAAACGAAAAUAUUUUGCUGCGGCUUGGUGUCGAUAAUGAACAGCACAGGAUGGACAUAUGGAGAGAAAUUAUGAAACUGCAUCUCAAAACAGAUAUGUUAGAAAUUAGGGAUAUAGAGCGACGCAAUAAUAUGAAUUUUGACUAAACUUACAUGCAAAACUUUUAUAAAUUUUACA
Messenger RNA from Camponotus floridanus (Florida carpenter ant), 503 nucleotides. RefSeq names its product protein aveugle (gene ave). NCBI's taxonomy places the organism in Eukaryota, Metazoa, Arthropoda, Insecta, Hymenoptera, Formicidae. Gene Ontology annotation, molecular function: protein binding. Bases 143 to 472 code for a protein of 109 amino acids. The transcript is spliced from 3 exons. Gene Ontology annotation, cellular component: cytoplasmic side of plasma membrane. Gene Ontology annotation, biological process: cell surface receptor protein tyrosine kinase signaling pathway. The record is from RefSeq and is a predicted model, not a curated record.